Messenger RNA from Marmota monax (woodchuck), 933 nucleotides. Its product is annotated as olfactory receptor 4C11-like. NCBI's taxonomy places the organism in Eukaryota, Metazoa, Chordata, Mammalia, Rodentia, Sciuridae. Gene Ontology annotation, cellular component: membrane. The transcript has a single exon. Gene Ontology annotation, molecular function: G protein-coupled receptor activity; olfactory receptor activity. The record is from RefSeq and is a predicted model, not a curated record. Gene Ontology annotation, biological process: G protein-coupled receptor signaling pathway. Bases 1 to 933 code for a protein of 310 amino acids.
AUGUGGCAAAAUAGUAAUGUAACUGAGUUCAUAAUGCUAGGAUUGACCCAGGAUCCUUUGAGGAAGAAAAUGGUGUUUUUAAUCUUCUUAAUUUUUUAUGUGGGAACUGUAGUGGGGAAUACACUUGUUAUUGUGACCAUCAAAUCCAGCAGGACACUUGAAAGCCCCAUGUAUUAUUUCUUAUUUUAUCUGUCCUUUGCUGAUUCCUGCUAUUCAACAUCCACAGCCCCUAAACUCAUUGUGGAUGCUCUCUCUACAAAGAAAGUCAUAUCCUACAAUGAGUGCAUGACACAAAUCUUUGCACUACACUUAUUUGGCUGCAUGGAGAUCUUUGUCCUCAUCCUCAUGGCCGCUGAUCGCUAUGUGGCCAUCUGUAAGCCUUUGCAUUACCCAAGGAUCAUGAGGAGGCAGGUCUGUCUCAUCUUGAUUGUCCUUGCAUGGAUAGGGUCCUUUAUGCAUUCCAUUGCUCAGAUUAUCCUGGCCUUGAGAUUGCCCUUCUGUGGACCCAACUUGAUUGACCAUUACUGCUGUGAUCUGCAGCCCUUGUUUAAAAUCGCCUGCACGGACACUUACUUGCUGAAUCUGCUGUUGGUGACUAACAGUGGGGUAAUUUGCUUAGUCAGUUUAACAAUUUUAACCAUCUUAUACAUUGUCAUCCUGCAUUCUCUGAGAAAUCACAGUGCAGAAGGGAGGAAAAAAGCACUAUCCACUUGCACGUCUCACAUCAUUGUUGUUGUAUUGUUCUUUGGUCCCUGUAUAUUCAUAUAUACACGCCCCCCAACCACGUUCCCCAUGGACAAGAUGGUGACAGUCUUUUAUACCAUAGGCUCACCCUUCCUCAACCCACUCAUCUACACACUGAGGAAUGCAGAGAUGAAAAACGCCAUGAGAAAUCUGUGGCAUUUUAAAACUACAUCAGAAAGCAGGGGAUGA